Messenger RNA from Culicoides brevitarsis, 1890 nucleotides. It is a transcript of the gene trc, whose product is annotated as serine/threonine-protein kinase tricornered. Gene Ontology annotation, biological process: intracellular signal transduction; peptidyl-serine phosphorylation. The coding region runs from base 187 to 1611 and encodes 474 amino acids. NCBI's taxonomy places the organism in Eukaryota, Metazoa, Arthropoda, Insecta, Diptera, Ceratopogonidae. Gene Ontology annotation, molecular function: protein serine/threonine kinase activity; ATP binding. The transcript has 6 exons. The record is from RefSeq and is a predicted model, not a curated record.
CCAAAACAAAGUUAAAAACCACCACAAAAAAUAAGAAUUUUUCGAAUAAACGCUGCUUUGUCGAAGAAAAUCUUGUGACGCUGCAAAGAAAAGUGCAGAAAAAAUGUUUUAAUCAUCGAGAACCUUUGGAAAAGUGCUUCGUUUGCCCGAAAUUCCGUAAGUCAAACUGAGAAUAACAGGUGAAAUAUGACGACGACAACUACUGCAGCAGCCACACCACCAACGUCCAUAAUGGACAGCAACACUAUUCGUUUCAGCGAUCACACAUUAGAUAAGGCCACCAAAGCAAAAGUGACGCUCGAAAACUACUACAGCAAUCUCAUCAGUCAGCAUGGCGAGCGAAAAAUGCGUCUUGCCAAAUUGGAGGCUUCAUUACAAGAGGAAGGCUUGUCCGACCAGCAACGACAAGAAAAACGACUUCAGCAUGCGCAAAAAGAGACGGAAUUCCUCCGUUUGAAGCGAAGUCGUUUGGGCGUCGAAGACUUCGAAGCUCUCAAAGUGAUUGGUCGCGGUGCCUUUGGCGAAGUUCGUCUCGUGCAGAAAAAAGACACGGGUCACGUGUACGCCAUGAAAGUGUUGCGCAAAGCUGACAUGCUGGAAAAAGAGCAAGUGGCUCAUGUGCGUGCCGAACGUGAUGUUCUCGUGGAAGCGGACCACCAGUGGGUCGUAAAAAUGUAUUACAGCUUCCAGGACUCGAUAAAUCUGUAUUUGAUAAUGGAAUUUUUGCCGGGCGGUGAUAUGAUGACGUUGCUCAUGAAAAAAGAUACGCUCUCCGAGGAAUGUACGCAAUUUUAUAUCGCGGAAACGGCACUCGCCAUAGACUCGAUUCACAAACUCGGAUUCAUUCAUCGUGAUAUUAAGCCGGAUAAUUUGCUGUUGGAUGCCAGAGGGCAUUUGAAGUUGUCCGACUUUGGAUUGUGUACGGGCCUGAAAAAAUCACAUCGAACGGAUUUUUAUCGGGAUUUGUCGCAAGCGAAGCCGUCUGAUUUUAUUGGGACAUGUUCGAGUCCGAUGGAUUCGAAACGACGUGCGGAAAGUUGGAAGCGGAAUCGUCGUGCGUUGGCGUACAGCACCGUUGGGACGCCAGAUUACAUUGCGCCGGAAGUUUUUUUGCAGACCGGGUAUGGACCGGCUUGUGAUUGGUGGUCUCUUGGUGUUAUUAUGUAUGAAAUGCUCAUGGGAUAUCCACCUUUCUGCAGCGAUAAUCCUCAAGAUACCUAUCGAAAAGUCAUGAAUUGGCGAGAAACGUUAAUUUUCCCACCGGAAACUCCUAUAUCUGAGGAAGCCAGAGAAACGAUCGUUAAAUUUUGUUGCGAUGCUGAUAGAAGACUUGGUUCCCAAAAAGGUCUCGAAGACUUGAAAUCAAUUCCAUUUUUCCGAAACUCUGUCGAUUGGGAGCACAUUCGAGAACGUCCAGCUGCGAUACCCGUCGAAGUGAAAUCCAUCGAUGACACCUCCAACUUUGACGAAUUCCCGGAUGUUGCAUUGGAAAUUCCAACGGCUCCCAGCGUCCAAGAUGGCGAAAUCCUGAAAGAUUGGGUCUUUAUCAAUUACACAUUCAAGCGUUUCGAAAAUUUAACGCAACGUGUCUCGUCUUUGAACAAAAAAUAAAAGCUUGGCAUUUUUUUCGUGCAGUUAACCUUGUAGGUGCAUAGUACAAGAGUCCGUAACUAAAAGUAUUUUGUGAACAGUUGAAUUUUUUUAUUUACUUAUUGUUUGUUUUAAGGCUCAUUUGGCAAUAUUUCUUGUUUAAAAUUAACCAGAACUAGCAUUUUUAAUUAAUAUUUUUAAAAAUUUAAUUUUAGUUGAGCAGAUCUGAGUAGCAUGUUAACUUUAGUAACUAAAAAAAAUAUACAGACAGAAGCUAAAAUAGUCUUAAGACUGCUUUAA